AUGAGAUCGUCAUUCUCCUCCUCCUGCCACCGCUCAAUCUCGGAGCUAGCCGGCGAUCGGAAAUUAGAAGUUCCCAUAUUGACGACGAUUUCUGUUCCGAUUCAGAUGGAGGGAAGAGGGAGAAUGCUGCCGCUGCUGGCUCUUCACGCCGUCGCCGAGUACUACAGACUGCCAUGGAAACCUCCCGUCACGGCGGGACUAAUCGCCGCCAAUACCCUCGUCUACCUGAAGCCCGCUUUCCUCCGCCACCUCCUCCCUUCCAUCGAGGAGGUCUGGUUCAAUCCCUUCCUCGUUCUCAAGAACAAGGAUGCGAGGCGCUUCUUCCUAUCACCAUUCUACCACAUCAACGAGUCCCACUUGGUCUACAACAUGAUUUCACUCCUAUGGAAGGGGAUCCAGCUGGAAACCUCAAUGGGAAGUCUCGAAUUCGCAUCCAUGGUCGCCGCACUCCUCACCAUGUCCCAAGGGAUCACGAUGCUGCUGGCCAAGACCCUCGUCGUGUUUCUCGACUACCCCAAGCCGUUCUACUCCGAAUAUGCUGUCGGGUUCUCGGGAGUGCUGUUUGCGAUGAAGGUUGUCCUCAAUUCUCAGUCCGCAGACUAUGCUCACGUGCACGGACUGGUGGUGCCAUCUCGAUAUGCUGCUUGGGCUGAACUGAUUCUCAUCCAAAUGUUUGCCCCUGGCGUCUCGUUCCUUGGCCACCUUGGUGGCAUUCUGGCCGGGAUGCUCUAUCUCAAACUCAAGGGCGAGUACUCGGCCUCGGGCUCAGGUUCAGGUCCUUUGGUUAGAAUGCUCCGGGGUAUUGUUGGCAUAGCGAGCUGGCCGCUGAGGGCUGCAAGGGGAUUGUUUCAACCCAGGAGGACGCCACGUGUCUCCGGGAGGGGAACAGUCGGCAGGGAAAUGAGGGACGGGCUGUCGGGUAUAUGGAGAUGCCAUGCUUGUACGUUUGAUAAUUCGGGUUGGUUAAGCGAGUGUGAGAUGUGUGGAACAAGCCGUGGAGGCUUAACGGAUGAGAUUGGGAUUCAAGAAAUGCGUAUGCGGAGGAUUCAGAGAUUUGGUUGAUAUAAAGGCUUGGUAACAGGUACGACAUACUCCUUGUUCGAUACAGAUUUUGAUGAUGUUUCACAGUUGCAUAAGGAUGUAGGGUGCUGCAGGAUGCUCAGUGUAAUAUGCUAAGUUGAGCCUUGAACAGAGUAUACAUCAAACAGAUGGCCGAUUUACUUAUCCUUACAACUGUUUUAUCUUUUAUGGUUUGUAUAUUUGAAUGCAAGAAUAGCAAAAGCUGGAUAUGACGAUAUUGGAAAUGCAGAUAUCUUCUGCAGACAAGUAGCCGUAGUUAGUUGAUGGUUCAAAUUCAUCAGUUCAAUUACUGUGUCUCCUUUGUGUUUCAGCACUAGAGUAUGAUGAUGGCCUCUGGCCUCCGCGAUACCUUAAUGCGUUAAAACAUCGUUAAGAAUUAGUCCAAUGAACA
This is a messenger RNA of Linum tenue, 1471 nucleotides long. The record is from the annotation of a GenBank genome assembly. Lineage: Eukaryota; Viridiplantae; Streptophyta; Magnoliopsida; Malpighiales; Linaceae.